AUGAACGAAAUAAACAAUCGAAAACCGUGCAGCACUGUUAAGGGCGGUCGACAACCCGAACUCGGAUCGGAGAACGAGAUCUCGUCACUCCAACAGAGACGCAAUCGGGUCGCGGCGCCUUCUUUUAUAGUGAAAGUGCUCGCUGACGUCAUCACAAGCUCCAUCCUUUGCCGACCCCGUGCAGUCUGCUGGCUCCUUCGCAGUAGGGUAGAGACCUCCCUCGAGGCCACGUGCGUUGCGAGGCUGAUGAUGAGUGCCGCUCUCGUCUUCGCGUCCGUCGUCCUCGUUUAUCUCCUUCACCUUUUCGUGAAGAAACUUCUGCUUUGGUCCAAACUUCCACCAGGGAUCUUAAGCUCGGAGGGAAGCCUGUGGCAAGAGAACCGGCGCUUCACCAUGCGGGUUUUGAGGGAUUUUGGAUUCGGGAAAGCAGACGCCUUGAAUUCCAUGAUUCAAGACGCAGCACUCGAUCUCUGCCAAUUCCUCAAGGAAAAUCAGCACAAACCACAAGACCUCGGCCCCCGUCUCAAUCUUGCCAUUCUCAACAUCAUAUGGAAAAUGACCGCCGACAAGCAAUUUUCCCACGAUGACCCGAAGAUGCAGGACUUCAUAAACAAAUUCAAUGAGGUUCUGAUCGAUUCCAACGUCCUCGGGCCCUUUCAAUGGGUCCCUGCGCUCAUCUACUUCUGGCCGCCUGCGCACAGAGCAUGUCAACGCAUAGAUCGCAACAUGGCCGCCAUUUCCCAAAUAUAUUUGGAGGAGGUGAACGUGCACAAGAGGAACCUGUCUUCGUUCGGGAGUUCCAAGGAUUACAUCGACGCCUACCUCACCGAAAUGGAACAACAAAAGUCUCGAGGAGAAAUCAAUCCCAAUUUCUCAGAAUUCCAAUUACGAGUGAAUAUCUCGGAUCUGUUCCUCGCCGGAAGCGAGACGACUUCCAAUACCAUCCGUUGGUGCGUCCUUUUUCUCCUCUGUCAUCCUGAAAUUCAGGAGAAACUUCAGGCUGAAGUUGACGACGUCGUCGGGCGCGACAGACUUCCUUCUCUCAACGAUCGAGACAGGAUGCCGAACACAGAAGCCUUCAUAAUGGAAGCACAGCGCCUGGCGCGGUUAACCCCCAUCGGAGUGGGUCAUGCGGCCACCGACGAUAUCGACUUCGCGGGCUAUCGAUUCCCAAAGGGGACGGUGUUUCUGGCGAACCUUUGGUCUUGUCACUCGGAUCCCAAGUACUGGCCGGACCCCGAAAAGUUUGAUCCCGGAAGAUUUCUGAAUCCGGACGGGUCCUUGAAGACAAAAGUUCCCAGCUUCCUCCCCUUUGCCCUCGGGAAGCGUCAAUGUCUGGGCGAAUCCUUGGCACGCAUGGAGCUCUUCUUGAUUCUGGCCAUCUUCAUGCAGAAACUGACAUUUCGCACCACGACGGGACGCCCCCACCCCAAAGCCGAGCCCAUCGACAGCUUCGUCAUCAACCAUCCCAAACCCUUCGAAUUCCUCGUCGAGGAGAGGAAGCAUUAG
Molecule: messenger RNA, 1509 nt
Organism: Darwinula stevensoni
Lineage: Eukaryota; Metazoa; Arthropoda; Ostracoda; Podocopida; Darwinulidae
Source: the annotation of a GenBank genome assembly